Molecule: messenger RNA, 444 nt
Organism: Microthlaspi erraticum
Lineage: Eukaryota; Viridiplantae; Streptophyta; Magnoliopsida; Brassicales; Brassicaceae
Source: the annotation of a GenBank genome assembly
AUGGACGUAGAGCGCAUAGACGAUUGGCAGUUCAGUGUCAAGUCUGGAGCAGGCUUGUACAAUGUAGAUUUGGAACUCCGAACAUGCUCUUGUGGGGUGUUUGAAGUUGAGAAGAUACCUUGCUCACACGCCAUUGCUGCAAUUAACGACGCGCGCUUACUUGUCUCUUCAUACGUGAGUCCAGCGUACAAUAAAAACACUGUACACGCUACCUAUGCGCAUCCGCUCUAUCCUUCAGCAUCAAACUUUUCAUUCGUUAAAAAGGAACCUUGUCCCCCCGGAGCCUGCACCGGCCCUGGCAGGAAAAAGAAAUCAAGGUGGCAAACUUGGUUAGAGUUGGCACGGAAGAGGAACAACAAACCGAGAAAGAUGCCAAAGAAGUACACGUGUUCCAAGUGCAAAUUACCAGGUCAUACACGGCCAAAAUGUGUAAGUAUUUUGUAA